Messenger RNA from Musa acuminata AAA Group (dessert banana), 831 nucleotides. RefSeq names its product probable WRKY transcription factor 70. The transcript has 3 exons. The record is from RefSeq and is a predicted model, not a curated record. The coding region runs from base 1 to 831 and encodes 276 amino acids. Gene Ontology annotation, molecular function: DNA-binding transcription factor activity; sequence-specific DNA binding. Gene Ontology annotation, biological process: regulation of DNA-templated transcription. NCBI's taxonomy places the organism in Eukaryota, Viridiplantae, Streptophyta, Magnoliopsida, Zingiberales, Musaceae.
AUGGAUCUCAAGACUCUGUCGCUCAAAGAUCUCAUCGAGGGUCAAGAGUCGGCCACCCAACUCCACACCAUUUUGCAGGACAUACUGCCGCUGCUGAAGAGCGGCUCUGCUUCCACUGCUGCAACUCUUAUGACUAGGAUUUUGAGCUCAUUUUCUCGACCAAUUUCUUUACUAGAAGUUCACGGGAUGCUAGAAGGUCUGCCAAAUACUCGUGUUUCUGAUGAACGGAGACUGGAUGCAUCCAGCGAUAAGAGAAAGCUCCACCAGCCCGGAAAAGGUGGUUACAGACGCAGAGCUCAUCCAUGUACGAACACGAGAGUUGUAUCAGAGACGAUGGAUGAUGGUCAUGUUUGGCGAAAAUACGGGCAAAAGAACAUCUGCACUUCAAAAUUUCCAAGGAGCUACUACAGAUGUGGCCACAAAUAUGACCGAGGUUGCCAGGCCACAAGACAAGUACAGAGAUCGGAGGAGGACCCGUCUAUGUUCGUGAUCACUUACAUGGGACAGCACGCGUGUGUGGGCGGAAGCACAUCACCCAGUCCGCCCUCACCCUGCGUCAUCAGCUUUGGAUCGAAUGCUGUACAAGAGAAGUCCUUCCCCUCCCCCAUCCCUUCACGCGACGAGGAGGUGCCAAAUGACUCGACUCCAUGGACUUCUCCCACGGAACUAAUAUUUCCAGACUUCCCGAUUUACUUCGAUUCUGUUUCCACGGCGGCCACGUCCGGUUGCCACGCUUCUGCUGAUAGCUUAAACUUGGAGUUCAAUCCUGAGGCAUUAGAGUUUGGUGGUGUGUUCUGCUUUGGACAGGGUGAGCCACUGCAUCAGAUAUAG